CAGUCAGAUUAAAAUAGUAGCAACACUGUUUCUUCUUCCAGAAUCAAAAGUGUGACGAGCGUUUAUUUUAAUAAAUUCAUAAAUAAAACUUGAUAAAAUGUCGACACUAGCUGCAGCACUAUCUGUUGCGGGAACAAGACAUUCUGGAGCCCCAGUUCGUACACAAAAUGUAAUGGCAGCAGCCUCAAUCGCCAACAUAGUGAAGAGUUCACUGGGUCCUGUGGGCUUGGACAAAAUGAUGGUAGAUGACAUUGGAGACGUCACAGUCACAAAUGAUGGAGCAACCAUCCUUAAAAUGUUGGAAGUAGAACAUCCAGCUGCUAAAGUACUGGUAGAGUUGGCACAGUUACAGGACGAGGAGGUCGGAGAUGGCACCACCUCUGUAGUUAUCAUUGCUGCUGAACUGUUGAAGAAUGCCGAUGAGCUGGUCAAGAACAAAAUUCAUCCUACGAGCAUAAUCUCCGGCUACAGACUGGCUUGCAAAGAGGCUGUGAAAUAUAUUCAAGACAACCUGACUGUAACCGUCGACUCCAUCGGCAGAUCAUCCAUCAUCAACGCCGCUAAGACCACAAUGUCUUCAAAACUCAUUGGAGCUGAUGCAGAUUUCUUCUCCGAAAUAAUAGUUGAUGCUGCACAAGCUAUCAAGGUGACAGAUCCUAAAGGGAAUGCCGUGUACCCCAUUAAAGCUGUGAACAUCCUCAAAGCCCACGGCAGAAGUGCAAGGGAAAGUGUAUUGAUUAAGGGCUACGCCCUCAACUGUACCGUGGCCUCGCAGGCCAUGCCUAAGAAAAUAGUGAAUGCUAAGAUUGCUUGUCUCGAUUUUUCGCUGCAGAAGACCAAAAUGAAGAUGGGUGUGCAAGUUCUCGUGUCCGACCCAGAGAAGCUGGAGGCCAUCAGAGCUCGUGAGCUCGACAUCACGAAGGAAAGACUACACAAGAUAUUGUCGACAGGGGUGAAUGUCAUCUUAUCUACUGGCGGCAUCGACGACCUCUGUCUCAAAUACUUUGUAGAAUGCGGCGCUAUGGGAGUCCGGCGCUGCAAGAAGGCCGACCUGAAGAGAAUUGCCAAGGCCACAGGAGCUACGUUCCUGACCUCCUUAACAAACAUGGAAGGUGAGGAGGUGUUUGAACCGAGUAUGAUCGGUGAAGCUGCUGAAGUGGUCCAGGAACAAAUUUGCGACGAUCAGCUGAUCCUCAUUAAGGGGCCAGCGGCUCGCACUGCGGCGUCAAUUAUACUAAGAGGGCCGACAGACGCGUACUGUGAUGAGAUGGAACGGUCAGCACACGACGCGCUGUGUGCCGUCCGCAGAGUGAUGGAAUCAGGGCGGGUGGUGCCGGGAGGAGGAGCCGUGGAAGCGGCGCUGUCCAUAUACCUUGACAACUUCGCCACAACACUGAGCUCCCGAGAACAGCUUGCAAUCGCUGCCUUCGCACAAUCACUGCUAGUUAUUCCGAAAACUCUGGCCGUUAACGCUGCUAAGGACGCUACAGACCUGGUCGCUAAACUACGAGCCUACCACAACUCUUCACAGACCAAGGUGGAACACGCAAACCUCAAAUGGGUGGGUUUGGACCUGAUUGAAGGCAGUCUCCGUGACAACCUCACAGCCGGAGUGCUAGAGCCAGCGAUAUCUAAGAUUAAAUCACUGAAAUUCGCCACAGAGGCUGCGAUCACCAUCCUCCGUAUAGAUGACAUGAUUAAGCUGGACCCGGAACAGAAGGGGAAGAGCUACGAAGAUGCCUGCAACGCUGGGGAACUCGACUAGACUAUUGUGCACUAGCUUUAAUUCACUUAACACACAAGGCAGAUGAGUCCCCAUCAACACCAAGCCAGUUAAUAUUAUAAGCUAACGGAAGUUUUUAUUUUGUUACAAUAUAAAAUUAAAUUUUUAAUUUGAACAGUCGGAGCUCUUAUUUUGAUGGUAUUGUUCUGAAUAUGUUAGUGACAUCGGUUAACCAAAGUGUAUUUUACAUUGGUAAUUACAGUAGUAAUUUCUCCUUAUAGGCUUUGUUAACGGGACCUAGUUGUGAAGUUAAUGUCUUAGGACCCACAACUCGAGCAUGUUGCGGGGUGCUUAAGAUGUCACAAUAUAUUAUUUCGUUACAUUUGUAUGUAACCGUUUAAUUUUCAUUUAUUUUGCUUAUAACAUAACCGCUAGUAUUCUCGCUAGAGCCUUUUGGCACCUUAAUAAAAAUAAUUUUAAAUAUAA
This is a messenger RNA of Danaus plexippus (monarch butterfly), 2209 nucleotides long. RefSeq names its product T-complex protein 1 subunit alpha (gene CCT1). The record is from RefSeq and is a predicted model, not a curated record. Gene Ontology annotation, cellular component: chaperonin-containing T-complex. Bases 98 to 1765 code for a protein of 555 amino acids. Gene Ontology annotation, biological process: protein folding. NCBI's taxonomy places the organism in Eukaryota, Metazoa, Arthropoda, Insecta, Lepidoptera, Nymphalidae. Gene Ontology annotation, molecular function: ATP binding; ATP-dependent protein folding chaperone; ATP hydrolysis activity. The transcript has 10 exons.